AUGUCGUCUGUUUCAUUUUAUCUCCUAGGCGAGGACCCAUCCACCGCUCGUGUCAUUGAGGUCCCAGACAAAACCGACCAUGAGAGUUUACAAUACCUGAUUGCCUCUCAUUUCGCGGUUGUCCAUCCCAAGGGUAUUGCCUUUAACAAUGAAGACUCUGUUCUUGAGUCCGUUCCAGAUAUUCUUGCACACGAAGGUCCUAUCGCCAUCACUAUCGAUGGCAGAGGCGUGCGCCCMGUUCCUGGGCCCCAGGGKCUUCCCUACGUAGGAAACUACUUCGAGAUUUUCCCUGAUCAUGUCGGAAACCAUCAGCGCUUGUACCAGCAGUAUGGUCCUCUUUUCAAGACCACCAACAUGGGUUGUGUAACCUAUCAUACCAACGACGCGGUCCUGAGUGCAAUCGUCUUUGAUGAGAGCGAUUUCUUCUCCAAAAAUAUCAUCGAAGGCCACCCCAUGCGUCCGCUCAAGAACCCAGAUGCCGGUAUCUUUGUGUCUGACACAAAUACUGAAGCAUGGCGCAUGUCUCACAAGUUCAUUUCCCCUGCCCUUGGCCCUAAGGCUGUACGACACUACGCCCCUGUUAUGCAAAAGGUGGUCGAAGAAUCUUUCCCCGUCUUUGAUGAACUUGGUGACCGCGAUGAGGCUUGGAAUGCUUGGCCUUAUAUGCUUAAGAUGUCUUCAUCGAUUAUUGGAAAGUUGGUUUUGGGUAUGGAUUUCAAACACUUCGAGGCUGUUGACACACCAAUGCACGAAGUUCCCCGUCUCAUUGCGCACUUGCUGGAGUUGAACAAGAAGAUCUCAACCAAAGGUGAUUGGUACAACAAGCUUCCUUUCGGUGAUCCUGCUCGUCUCCGUGCGUCGAAGAAGCGUCUCGAUUUCCUUUUCGAACAGGCCAUCGUGGCGGCGGCGUCUGGUGGUGUUGAAGACCUAGAGCUUCAAGAGGCUGCCUUGAAGGCUGAGAAUAUUGUUGACUACUUGCAACGUGCCACAGAUAACAAAGGAAACAAGAUGCCUAGAGAUCGUCUCGUAGAUCCCUUGAUUGUCACAAUUGCUGCUGGUUUCACUACCACAACCACCAUCUUGGCAUGGCUCCUAUACGGAUUAGUCGAAUACCCUGGCAUGCAAGAUCGCCUUUUGCAAGAGUUGAUCGACUUUGGCUUCACAGAGGACACCGUCUGCACGGUGGAUCUCAUCAAUAAGAUGCCCUUCCUCGAUGCCUACGUCAAGGAAACCCUUCGCCGACACAGUCCCUCAUUUCAGCCUGCACGAACAUCCAAGGUUGACUGUAUCUUGCCCGGCGCCUACAAACUCCCCAAGGACUCCGUCGUGAUUUCCGAGACUUGGCACAUCCACAACAACCCCAAGGCCUGGGACAACCCAACUCGCUUCGACCCUGACCGCUGGCUCGGUGACCAGGCCAACAUCCCCAAGGGCGCUUUCGUUCCCUUCGCUACCGGUCAGCGUAUGUGCAUUGGUAACAGUUAUGUGUUGCAGGCCGUCAAGAUCUUUCUCCCCAAGUUGGUAUACCGCUACGAGUUCAGCCAAGCUAGUACCGAGGCUGUUGAGUACGAGCCUUACUUCCAGCUCAUCCGUCCUACGAAUUUGUAUGUCCGUGCUGAGAAGAGGGUUAAGUGGCCUCCCAAGACCGAGGCUUAA
Messenger RNA from Talaromyces amestolkiae, 1656 nucleotides. RefSeq lists its product as uncharacterized. Bases 1 to 1656 code for a protein of 551 amino acids. The record is from RefSeq and is a predicted model, not a curated record. Gene Ontology annotation, molecular function: heme binding; oxidoreductase activity, acting on paired donors, with incorporation or reduction of molecular oxygen; iron ion binding. The transcript has 3 exons. Lineage: Eukaryota; Fungi; Ascomycota; Eurotiomycetes; Eurotiales; Trichocomaceae.